Rhizophagus irregularis DAOM 181602=DAOM 197198 is the source of this 1215-nucleotide messenger RNA. Lineage: Eukaryota; Fungi; Glomeromycota; Glomeromycetes; Glomerales; Glomeraceae. The record is from RefSeq and is a predicted model, not a curated record.
AUGGCCUCGGGUUCUCACAGCAAUACAGAUAAUACAGAUGACUCAGGAGUUCGUUAUUUUCCUUAUCGCGUCACGCGUUCCCAGUCUCGACAAUCUAGUCAACAGUCUAGUCGACAAUCUAGUCAACAGUCUAGUCGACAGUCUAGUCAACUUAUCUCUCAGCCUAGUGACUCUAGUCAACUUUCUUCCCUGUCUAGUCAACUUACUCUCCAGCCUACACGAGAGAAAAGGCUUCACUUAUCAUCCGCGGCUAUUAAUUCAGCAAGAGAAAAAUUGCUCACAUUCCAAAAAGCCCGAGAAGAAGGGGAAGAAGUGGAGGAAGAGGAAGAAGAAGGAUAUACAGGAUCGAGGGAAAUAGUUAUAAAAGAAAAUGUGUCUCUUGAAAAAUAUCUCCAAUAUCGUGAAAAUAAUGCGAUUUCUUCAGUUCGCAUGUAUCUAUAUAACGGGUAUAUCAAAAUAUAUGAAGUACCUUCCUUUGCUCAUUCAGCAGCAAUAGGACGUAUUACAGGAUUGAUGAAUAGAUGGAAUGACCAGGAUUUGGAGUAUGGUACUGACGCAACCAUGAUUCUGGGUCAAAACGCUGCAAAGGAACCUGAUAGUUGGGUCCGACCAGCACAUCGUCCCGACCCACCAGCUGGAUCGGGUCAGGGUGCAAAUGACAAGGAUAUAGCAUAUCCAACAAUGAUGAUUGAGGUUGGUUUUUCUCAGAGUCUUCCUGACCUUCAUCGAACAGCCGCUCUCUACUUUAACCCACGAACCACAAUCCAGAUUGUAUUAGCCAUCAAGAUAUUUGGAGAACGUGUAGACCCUAAUACGAAUACUAGUACUGUUGCACUAAUUGCUGCAUUGUACCUUCGUACAAGCGCAACUCCGCUGAUUCCAACUAGUGUCAUUUCUUUUGGGACAGCAAACCCUGACACAAAUACUGUAAACUAUAUUAUUAAUCAAAUGGGUGUUCCUCCUGGUAGCUUUAUUGGUGUUGGGCGUCCUGAUCCUAAUAACAAUAAUAAUAACUUUCCUCCUUGCAAUGCAGCCAAUCUUCCCGUUUAUCAAAUGAAUAUUCCUGGACCAGAAUUAUUUAACGGAGUUCCAGCACACUUACUUCCCGCAGGGUUUCCUAUUGCACCAAACACACCUCCUGCAGGGUUUGCUGCUGGAUUUAAUCUGGAUCUCUGGGAAGUUCAAAGAACAAUACGACGUAAUCUUUGCAUGUAA